Molecule: messenger RNA, 8710 nt
Organism: Oncorhynchus gorbuscha (pink salmon)
Lineage: Eukaryota; Metazoa; Chordata; Actinopteri; Salmoniformes; Salmonidae
Gene: tenm4
Product: teneurin transmembrane protein 4
Exons: 36
Coding region: 66-8135 (2689 amino acids)
Biological process (GO): neuron development; heterophilic cell-cell adhesion; signal transduction
Cellular component (GO): membrane; neuron projection
Molecular function (GO): protein homodimerization activity; protein heterodimerization activity; cell adhesion molecule binding
Source: RefSeq, a predicted model, not a curated record
GUUACUGUGACUGACUUGGCUGUGUUACUGUUGAUGUGUAAAGAGAAAGCAAAGUAGCAUCCACCAUGGAAGUGAAGGAACGCAGACCGUACCGCUCGCUGACGGCUCGGAGGGACACAGAGCGGCGUUACACCAGCUCCUCAGCGGACAGCGAGGAUGGAGGGAAGGUCAACCCUAAAGGUUACAGCUCCAGUGAGACUCUGAAGGCUUUUGAUCAGGAGUCCAGGAUGGCCGCCUACGGCAGCCGGGUCAAAGACAUGGUUCACCACGAGGCAGACGAGUUCUGUAGGCCAGGAGCAGAUUUCUCUCUCAGAGACCUAGGUUUCGGGGAUCCUCUCCCUCCUCACGUGGCGUCAUACCGUGACGACCUGGGUCUUGGUUCUGGUGGUGGUUUGGGCAUGGGUCUGCCUCACCGUGACUACUCUGUGAGCAUGUGCUCGGACGCUGACACGGAGCCGGACGGGGUCAUGUCCCCGGAGCACGCUGUUAGACUGUGGGGUCGCAACACCAAGUCAGGACGCAGCUCCUGCCUGUCCAGCAGGGCCAACUCUAAUCUGACACUCACAGACACCGAGCAUGAGAACACUGAGAACGACGGUGUGUUUCAGAACCAUUCCUCUCGGCUGCGGACUCCUCCUCUGCCCCUGUCAAUGUCCCACUCUCCUAACCACCUGCACCAUACUGCCUCCAUCAACUCUCUGAACAGAGGCCAGUACACGCCCCGCUCCAACCCCAGCCCUGCCCCCACAGACAGCUCCGCCCCUCCUGAGGGCCAGGGGAGUGGCCAGGAAUCAGGCUCCGCCCACGACAACUGGCUGCUUAACAGCAACAUCCCCCUGGAGACCAGGCACUUCCUGUUUAAGCCAGGGGGGACGUCUCCAAUGUAUUGUACGACGUCACCGGGUUACCCUUUGACCUCCAGCACGGUCUACUCCCCGCCACCGCGACCGUUACCCAGAAACACCUUCUCCAGACCGGCGUUCGGCCUGAAGAAGCCCUACAAGCACUGCAACUGGAAAUGUGCGGCUCUCAGCGCCAUCCUCACCUCCGUCACCCUGGUGUUCCUGCUUGCCUACUUCAUCGUGUCCUGGUCUGUCUAUGACAGCUUCAUAGACAUGGGGGAGAUUGACGUGGGUCGUAAGGUUGCCCAGCAGAUACCCCCGGGAGCCUUCUGGAGGUCUCAGGUCUUCGUAGACCACUCCAUGUACCUCAAGUUCAACGUGUCUUUAGGCAAAGAUGCCCUGGUGGGGAUCUACGGCAGGAGAGGCCUGCCACCCUCUCAUACACAGUUUGACUUUGUGGAGCUGCUGGAUGGGCGGAGGCUGCUGUCUGGUGAGGUCGUGAGUGGGGGUGUAGAGGGGCCUGUGGCUCUGCAGCGCUCUCUGGUCCCUGUCACCACACACAACACCGGCUUAAUCCAAUACAUGGACUCUGGCAUCUGGCACCUGGCCUUCUACAACGACGGGAAAGAGACAGAAACUGUCUCCUUCAUCACCACGGCGAUAGACUCCAUUGACGACUGUCCCAGUGAUUGCCAUGGUAACGGUGACUGUGUGGCGGGAACAUGUCACUGCUUCUUAGGAUUCAGAGGCCCUGACUGUGGACGAGCGUCCUGUCCGGUGCUGUGCAGCGGGAACGGACAAUACCUCAAAGGGAGAUGCAUGUGUCACAGUGGCUGGAAGGGCGGGGAGUGUGAUGUUCCGACCAACCAGUGCAUAGACGUCACCUGCUCUGGCCAUGGGACCUGCAUCGUGGGGACAUGCAUCUGUAACCCUGCAUACAAGGGAGAUAAAUGUGAAGAAGUGGACUGCCUGGACCCUACCUGUUCUGGGCGUGGGGUUUGUGUGCGUGGAGAGUGCCACUGUUUCGUGGGCUGGGGCGGGUCGGGGUGUGAGAGCACCAGGGCAUCCUGCAUGGACCAGUGUUCCGGACACGGAGCCUUCCUGACAGACACAGGAACCUGCAGCUGUGACCCCAACUGGACCGGACAGGACUGCUCCACAGAGAUUUGUGCAGUGGACUGUGGUGGACAUGGCAUCUGCAUGUCGGGCACCUGUCGCUGUGACGACGGCUGGAUGGGCGCCGGGUGUGACCAGCGGGCGUGUCACCCACGCUGCAGCGAGCACGGCACCUGCAAGGAAGGGAAGUGUGAAUGCAGCCCGGGGUGGAACGGAGAGCACUGCACUAUGGCUCACUAUCUGGAGAAGGUAGUGAAAGAGGGCUGCCCUAGUCUGUGUAACGGGAACGGCAGGUGUACCCUGGGUAAUAACGGCUGGUACUGUGUGUGUCAGCUUGGCUGGAGAGGAACAGGAUGUGACACGUCCAUGGAGACGGCCUGCAGUGACAGAAAGGACAACGAUGGAGAUGGUUUGGUGGACUGUAUGGACCCUGACUGUUGUCUGCAGGCGUCGUGCCACACCACGGGUCUAUGCGUAGGCUCUCCAGACCCCCUGGACAUCAUCCAGGAGACACAGCUCUCCUCCACCCAGAACAAUCUGCAGUCCUUCUACGACCGUGUUCGCUUCCUGGUGGGACGGGACAGCACACACGUCAUCCCCGGGGCUAACCUCUUUGACGGCAGCCAUGCCUGUGUGAUUCGUGGACAGGUGGUGACAUCAGACGGAACGCCUCUGGUUGGUGUCAACAUCAGCUUCAUCAACAACCCUGCAUAUGGUUAUACAAUCACCAGGCAGGACGGCAGUUUUGACCUGGUGACCAACGGGGGCGUGGCCAUCGCCCUGCGCUUCGAGCGCGCUCCGUUCAUCACCCAGGAGCACACGCUGUGGUUGCCAUGGGGACGCUUCUUCGUCAUGGAUACCAUCGUGAUGCGUCACGAGGAGAAUGAGAUCCCCAGCUGUGAUGUCAGCGGCUUCACACGUCCAUCCCCCAUCUUGUCGCCCGCACCCCUCACCGCCUUCGCCGGGGCCUGCUCCGAGAGGGGGACCAUCGUACCCGAAAUACAGGCUCUCCAGGAAGAGGUUCCUAUCCCCGGGACAGACAUGGCGUUGAGCUACCUGAGCAGUAGGAGCCCUGGGUAUAAGUCCAUCCUGCGGGUGACCCUGACCCACUCCACCGUGCCCUUUAACCUGAUGAAGGUACACCUUGUGGUGGCGGUGGAGGGACGACUGUUCAGGAAGUGGUUCCCUGUUGCUCCUAAUCUCAACUAUAACUUCGUCUGGGACAAGGCCGAUGUCUACAGUCAGAAGGUCUAUGGGCUGUCUGAGGCCUUCGUGUCAGUAGGUUAUGAAUAUGAGUCAUGUCCAGACCUGAUCCUGUGGGAGAAGAGAACAGCUAUUCUACAGGGAUAUGAGAUCACAGCUUCUAACCUCGGAGGCUGGGCCCUGAACAAACACCACGCUCUCAACAUUCAGAGUGGUAUCCUCCACAUGGGGAACGGUGAGAACGUGUUUGUCUCCCAGCAGCCACCUGUGAUCGUCAGCGUGAUGGGUAACGGUCGGCACCGUAGCAUCUCCUGCCCCAGCUGCAAUGGAAUGGCUGACGGCAACAAGCUCCUGGCUCCUGUCGCUCUGGCGUGCGGCUCAGACGGCAGCCUGUACGUGGGAGACUUCAACUACGUGCGCCGCAUCUUCACCACCGGGAACGUUACCAGCGUGCUGGAACUCAGAAAUAAAGAUUUCAGGCAUAGUAACAGCCCGGCCCAUAAGUACUACCUGGCCAGUAGUCCUGUGUCUGGGGCUGUUUACCUGUCAGACACCAGCACUAGGAAGGUGUUCAAGGUGAAGUCUCUGAGCGCCAUAAAAGAUGUUGCCAAGAACCUGGAGCUGGUAGCUGGGACUGGAGACCAGUGUCUGCCCUACGACGAGACACGAUGUGGAGAUGGGGGCAAGGCUGUGGAGGCCACGCUCACCAACCCACGAGGUAUCACAGUGGAUAAGUACGGAGUGCUGUUCUUUGUGGACGGGACUAUGAUCAGACGAAUUGACCAGAACGGGAUCAUCUCUACCCUGCUGGGGUUCAACGACCUGACCUCUGCACGACCUCUCAGCUGUGAUGCUGUCAUGGACAUCUCUCAGGUGCGUCUGGAGUGGCCCACAGACCUGGCUGUCAGUCCCAUGGAUAACUCUCUGUACGUCCUGGAUAACAAUGUGGUACUGCAGAUCUCUGAGAACCACCAGGUGCGUAUCGUGGCAGGGAGGCCCAUGCACUGCCAGGUGCCUGGCCUGGAUCAUUUCCUGGUCAGCAAGGUGGCCGUCCACGCCACCCUAGAGUCGGCCAACGCUCUCGCCGUCUCUCACAAUGGCAUCCUGUAUAUAUCUGAAUCAGACGAGAAGAAGAUCAACCGUGUGAGACAGGUGUCCACCAACGGAGAGAUUUCAUUGGUGGCCGGGGCGCCCAGCGGCUGUGACUGUAACAAUGACGCUAACUGUGACUGUUACUCCGGCGACGACGGCUACGCAAAAGAUGCCAGAGUCAACGCUCCGUCGUCAUUGGCUGUCUCCCCUGACGGUGAACUCUUCGUCGCCGACCUCGGCAACAUCCGUAUUCGCUCCGUCCGACGGAACAAACCUUACCUGAACCCACUGAGCAUGUACGAGGUCUCCUCCCCGAUUAGCGAUGAACUAUAUCUCUUUGACUCCAAUGGCAGUCACAUCUAUACUCAGAGUCUGACCACUGGGGAUGACAUCUAUAACCUGACCUACUCCGGAGAGGGAGACCUGGCCAGCAUCACGGAUCAGAACAACAACGUAGUGACCAUCAGGAGGGAUACAACAGGCAUGCCUCUGUGGUUGAUGGUGCCUGAUGGACAGACUUUCUGGUUCACCAUUGGGACCAACAACGCCCUGAAGACCAUCGCUGCUCAAGGGCAGGAGCUGGCUAUGAUGACCUAUCACGGGAGCUCCUCAUUACUGGCUACGAAGAGUAACAACAAUGGAUGGACCACCUUCUAUGAGUAUGACAGCUAUGGCCGUCUGACCAACGUGACCUACCCUACUGGCCGGGUUAGCAGCUACCGUACCGACACAGACAGCUCCGUCAGGGUGCAGGCAGAGGGCUCCGGCAAGGAAGACGUCACCAUCACCACCAACCUGUCUGCUUCUGGAACCUUCUACAUGCUCAUGCAGGACCAAGUGAGGAACAGUUACUACAUCGGUCUGGACGGCUCUCUGCGUCUGGUGCUAGCCAACGGUAUGGAGGUGUCCCUGCACACGGAGCCCCACCUGCUGGCCGGGACGGUCAACCCCACGGUCAGCAAGAGGAACGUAACCCUGGCUAUCGACAACGGCCUCAACCUGGUAGAGUGGAGGCAGCGUAAGGAGCAGGCCCGAGGACAGGUGACUGUGUACGGACGACGACUCAGGGUCCACAACAGGAACCUCCUCUCCCUGGACUUUGACCGUAUCACACGUACAGAGAAGGUUUACGACGACCACAGGAAGUUCACGUUAAGGAUCCACUAUGACCACGCCGGACGGCCGACGCUCUGGGCCCCCAGCAGCCGUCUCAAUGGGGUCAACGUCACAUACUCCCCGGGCGGACACGUGGCCGGCAUCCAGCGAGGAACCAUGUCUGUACGCAUGGAGUACGACCAGAAUGGUCGAAUCACGUCGCAGAUCUUUGCCGAUGGGAAGUCAUGGACCUACACUUACCUGGAGAAGUCCAUGGUACUGCUCCUCCACAGUCAGCGUCAGUACAUCUUUGAGUUCGACAAGAACGACCGUCUCUCCUCUGUGACCAUGCCCAACGUGGCCCGCUUCACCCUGGAGACCACCCGCUCCGUUGGUUACUAUAGGAAUACGUACCGCCCCUCCGAGGGGAACGCGUCGGUACUGCAGGACUACAGUGAAGAUGGUCAGCUGAUGCAGACUAGCUACCUGGGCACAGGGCGCAGGGUGAUGUAUAAGUACGGCAAGCUGGCCAAGCUACUGGAGAUGCUCUACGAUACCACACGCAUCGCGUUCACCUACGAUGAGGCGGCAGGGAUGCUGAAGGUGGUGAACCUGCAGACUGAAGGAACCACCUGCACUAUAAGGUACCGUCAGAUCGGCCCACUCAUCGACAGGCAGAUCUUUAGGUUCAGCGAAGAGGGGAUGGUCAACGCACGCUUCGACUACGUCUAUGACAACAGCUUCCGGGUCACCAGCAUGCAAGCGGUGAUCAACGAGACUCCUCUCCCCAUUGACCUGUAUCGCUACGAUGACGUGUCGGGGAAGACGGAGCAGUUUGGGAAGUUCGGGGUCAUCUACUACGACAUCAACCAGAUAAUCACCACGGCCGUGAUGACACACACCAAACACUUCGAUGCCUACGGCCGCGUGAAGGAGGUCCAGUACGAGAUCUUCAGGUCACUCAUGUACUGGAUGAUGGUGCAGUACGAUAACAUGGGGCGCGUGGUCGCCAAGGAACUCAAGGUGGGUCCGUAUGCCAACACUACUCGGUAUACCUAUGAAUACGAUGCUGAUGGGCAGCUCCAGGUAGUGUCUGUCAACGACAAGCCACUGUGGCGUUACAGCUAUGACCUGAACGGUAACCUUCACCUGCUGAGCCCCGGGAACAGCGCCCGCCUCACGCCGCUACGUUACGACCUCCGAGACCGCAUCACCAGGCUGGGAGACGUCCAGUACCGCAUGGACGAGGACGGCUUUCUGAACCAGAGAGGGAACGAAUUCUUUGAGUACAGCUCGCCUGGACUACUGGUUAAGGUCUACAACCGGGUGAGCGGCUGGAGUAUCCGCUACCGGUACGAUGGUCUGGGUCGGAGGGUCUCAUCUAGGUCCAGUCUCGGGCACCACCUCCAGUUCUUCUAUGCUGACCUGUCCAGUCCCACCCGGGUCACUCACAUGUACAACCACACCAGCUCAGAGAUCUCUUCCCUCUACUACGACCUGCAAGGACACCUGUUCUCCAUGGAGCUCAGUAGUGGGGAUGAGUUUUAUGUAGCGUGUGAUACAAUCGGCACGCCGCAGGCCGUCUUCAGUGGCUCUGGCCUGAUGAUCAAGCAGAUCCUCCACACUGCUUUCGGGGAGGUGUACCUGGACUCCAACCCAAGCUUCCACCUCAUCCUGGGGUACCAGGGUGGUCUAUAUGAGCCCCUGAGCCGCCUGGUACACAUGGGCCGGAGGGACUAUGAUACCAUGGCCGGGCGAUGGACCACGCCGGACCAUGAGGUGUGGAGCAGGCUGAACGCCAACAACAUAGUCCCUUUCAAUCUGUACAUGUUCAAGAACAACAACCCUCUCAGCAACAGCCUGGAGACCAAGUGUUACAUGACAGAUGUCAAUAGUUGGCUGGUGACGUUUGGCUUCCAGCUGUACAACGUUAUACCAGGCUACCGUAAACCUUCUACUGAUACCAUGGAGCCGUCCUACGAGCUAGUCAGAACACAGAUCAACGCUCAGGAGUGGGACAGCACUAAGUCUAUCCUUGGCGUGCAGUGUGAGGUCCAGAGACAGCUGAAGGCCUUCGUGAGGCUGGAGCGCUUCGGGCAGAUUUAUGGUGCCAGCGCCGCAGGCUGCCCCCAGGCUGCCCCGAAGACCCUCUUCGCCUCUGGAGGAUCCAUCUUCGGCAAGGGUGUGAAAUUCGCCAUCCGCGACGGCCAUAUCAGCACUGACAUCAUCAGCCUGGCCAAUGAGGACGGACGACGCAUGGCGGCGGUUCUCAAUGACGCGUUCUACCUCCAGGACCUCCACUUCACCGUCGACGGCAUGGACACACAUUACUUCAUCAAGCUGGGGUCCGUGGAGGGAGACCUGUCACUCAUCGGGAUGACCGUAGGACGCCGUACCCUGGAGACGGGCGUCAACGUGACUGUGUCUCAGGUCAACGCUGUGCUGAACGGCAGGACUAGGCGCAUCACGGACAUUCUUCUUCAAUACGGCGCUCUGAGCCUCAACACUCGGUACGGUAGUUCCCUGGACGAGGAGAAGGCCAGGGUUCUGGAGUUGGCCAGGCAGAGGGCUGUAGCACAGGCCUGGACCAGGGAACGUCAGAGACUGAGGGAGGGAGAGGAGGGCUCGCGCUCCUGGACGGAGGUAGAGAAGCAACAGCUGCUGGGGUCGGGGAAGGUGGCAGGAUACGACGGGUACUUCGUGGUGUCCGUGGACCAGUUCCCGCAGCUGUCAGACAGCGUCAACAACAUUCACUUCAUGAGGCAGAGCGAGAUGGGCCGAAGGUGACAUGAUCAACAACAGGAACCUGUUUCGCCACUGGAGUGAGAGAUGUCUUAAAGGGAACCCUGUUCCCUAUGUAGUGCACUACUUUAGACCAGCCCUAUGGAACCCUAUUCCCUAUAUAGUGCACUACUUUAGACCAGAGCCCUAUGGAACCCUAUUCCCUAUAUAGUGCACUACUUUUGACCAGGGCCCCUCAGCCUCUGGGAUAGUUCACUAUAUAGAGGAUAGGGGGCCCUUUUGUUCAGACGCAGCAUUGGUGGCCACAAAGUAUAACUAAGGACUUGUUGCCAAAGACAGUUAGAAACAUUGUCAUUUUCUGCUCCUUUGACGUGCGAUUAACAUGAUACACUGAAUCAACUCGUAAAGACAUGGUGUUGCAGCCACUUGGAAAUCAGUUGCUGAACACUGUAUUUUACUGUAGAGUGCUACUUCUCCUUCAGAAAAAGACAUUCAUAAGUCUUUGCUGUUCAAGUGUGGCUGCUAGAGAAAGACAUUCUGCCAUAUCUAUUCUGUCUGUGACUUAUUUUGGCAAUCUGAGGGAGAGGAGAGAGGAGAGAGGAGUAGAGAAAGGGACGGGA